AUGAAUCAUAUACAAUCUUCAGACACAUUUUUGUUGCAAACACCAAUAUCGAAAAAGCACAUUGAACUCGAAAUACCCAACACACCAAGCAAGAAAUGUAAGUAUUCGCCAGAUUUCACAGCAGAAGACAUCACACCUUCCAAAAGGUUUCGGUUAUAUCAAGCUAGAUUCAAGACAAGUUCGAAGAAUAUAAAAGCUCAAACUCUUGGCGUAUCGACAAAAAGAAAUCAAGAUGAAAUCAGUAAUCCCUUUAUGUCUGAAAGAUACAAUGACUACCGCAAUAUCGUUAGUCCAGGCUUAAGUUUCGAUAAUGAUUGCUUCUCAGAACAUGAACUAGUUAGUCCAUUGAGUGAUAUAUCGUCAAUAAACUCCACAUCGCCCGAUGUGGAAAAGCCCGAUUCUUUAGAUCCUUUCGGCGUUGAUUCUUUUGUUUGGAAUUGCAAACCUCUUGUUAAUAAAGAAGCACUGGAGCUCCAUAGAAUGAUUCAUUCUUCAUUUCCUAUGAACCCACCCAAUUCCAAUAGCGACAUGCCAUUAUUAUUACCAAAGCUGAAAAAGAGGUUAUCUCCAGUUGGUAGAUCAACCUUCAAACCAGCAAGAUAUGAACCUUCCCAUCGCCUACUGAAGCCCAAAAAGUCAAUUUUAACGAUACCGGCCAAAUCUCUCAACCUCAUAGUGAGUUCGUCGCGGGGCUCUUUGAAUGAUGCUACCAUUUUUGCGACCGAGAUAAAUUCUUCGCUGAGCAAUGAGGAGAACAAACUACCGGCAAUUUCUAGUACCUGGGAGAAGCUCACGAUCCCAGUAAACUCGUCAAUUAAGGAAAAAUACAAAAAACUCAAAGACCAGAUUUAUGGACAUACUAAUAAUGUCGGCGAAGAUGAAGGAAUCGGAGAAGACAGUCUUCCCGACGCGGCAGUUAUAAGAGGUUAUGAAUUUCAGUCGGAAAGAAGUGAUGACCAGAACCUCCGGAACAAAGAAGAGAAUACGAAAGACUAUAAAAAAGUGCAAUGGGCAAAAGUUCUAGAACAAUAG
This is a messenger RNA of Saccharomyces kudriavzevii IFO 1802, 1032 nucleotides long. RefSeq names its product Sfg1p (gene SFG1). The transcript has a single exon. NCBI's taxonomy places the organism in Eukaryota, Fungi, Ascomycota, Saccharomycetes, Saccharomycetales, Saccharomycetaceae. The record is from RefSeq and is a predicted model, not a curated record. Bases 1 to 1032 code for a protein of 343 amino acids.